UCGGUUUGAUCUGCACUAGGCCCAUACCGCAAACUAAUCAAUUCCAAGUCCUUCCCCGGAUUCGUCUUUAAAACGUUCUUUUUAUUCAACUUCAUUUUUACAACUUUACUAAACUAUUAGUUCGAUGGCGGUAGAGACCCAUAGCGUCGCUGGUAUUGUUGCCGGUAGAAAUCCUCUAGAGUAUUCAACAUCGUCUCCGUAUACUCUCUUUUUAUUCCAAGCUACUUUCAUUAUCUUACUAUGUCAAAUACUCCAUUUCCCUCUCAAAAGACUCCAACAGCCCAGAGUGAUUGCUGAAGUCAUCACCGGUAUUUUGCUUGGUCCUUCUGUGAUGGGCCAUAUACCCCAGUUCACUACCAGCUGUUUCCCUAAGGAGUCGAUUCCUGGUUUGACUUUGAUUGCAAACGUUGGAAUCAUUUUAUUCUUGUUUGUUAUUGGUCUUGAAGUCGACGUUGAAUUUAUCAAGAAAAACAUGAAAGUAGCAUUAAGUGUUGGCUUGAUAAACAUGGCAGUCCCAUUUGCUUUGGGUUGUGGUAUUGCUAAAGGUUUAUAUAAAGAAUAUAGCGGUGAAUUGACUGGAGAAAUCUCUUUUACAACUUUUAUGGUGUUCAUUGCUGUUGCAAUGUGUAUAACUGCUUUCCCCGUAUUGGUUCGUAUAUUAACUGAGUUAAAUUUGAUUGUUGAUAGGGUCGGGACCAUUGUUUUGGCUGCUGGUAUUACAAAUGAUCUUACUGGUUGGAUAUUAUUGGCAUUGGCCGUUACUCUUGCCAAUUCAUCAAAAGGUAUUAAUACCCUAUAUAUAUUACUAUUAACUGCUGCUUGGUUCUUGUUCUUGAUUUACCCAGUAAGGAUGUGCAUGAGAUUACUUUUGAAGAAAUUCACUAACGAUUUAAUUAGCGGAGAACCCCUGCAAAUCCUGAUGAUGCUUAUUUUGAUUUGUGUAUUUAUCUCCAGUUUUUACACUGACGCAAUUGGGGUUCAUCCAAUCUUUGGUGCAUUCAUGGUCGGUGUUAUUGUUCCCCGGGAUAAUGGUUAUGUUAUACGUAUUACCGAAAAAUUGGAAGAUCUAAUCCAUAUUGUCUUAAUUCCUAUUUAUUUUGCUCUCGCUGGUUUAAACGUGAACUUGGGAUUAUUGAAUAGAGGAAUAGAUUGGGCAUAUACAAUCGGUAUCAUUUUAUUAGCGAUGUUUGGUAAAAUUAUGGGAGGAUUUGUUGCUGCCAGAUUCAACAAGCUUCUUUUCAGAGAAUCAUUAGCCGUUGGGGUUUUAAUGUCCUGUAAAGGUAUAGUGGAGAUCGUUGUUUUGUCUCUAGGCUUGAAUGCUGGUAUCAUUUCUCAAAGGGUCUAUUCAAUGUUUGUAGUGAUGGCUCUUAUAACCACCUUCCUAACCACACCAUUGACCCUUUGGGUUUAUCCAAUAAGCUAUAGAGAAAAAGUUGAAAAAUUCAUGAAAGGUGAGAUCAAUUGGGAUGGAAGUCCAAUCCACGCUGAAGUAGAUACUUCCAACUCUGACCCAAGCGAAGAUUUUGAUGGUUCUAACACAGAUGAAUCCUGUGCAAUCAAAGAUUUACAUAAAUUAAGGAUAACAAAGCUUGUACUAUUAUUGAAACGAAUUGAUACCAUAUCGAACAUCAUGACCGUGGUUCAUGAUAUUGCUUUAAAUGAUGGAAAUUCAUCUUCAAAUUAUGAUCUUGAUGUGAAAGCUUUGCAUUUAAGAGAAUUUACUUCAAGAACGUCGGACUUAUUAGAGGCUUCUUCCCAACAUAACGAUAAUGAUUCUUUGAUUAACCAAAACAAUGAAAAUGAUAUUAAUGAAUCUUCAUCUAUUUUGGCAAUCAUGAAAAUUUUUACCCAGUUUCUUGGAAUCCAUUAUACUUCAAAAUCUUUAUUAUCAACCCAAAAGAACCAUAUUUUUACAAUCAAUGAACAAAUACUUGAGAAAUCAGAUUUGCUUAUAAGUAGUAUUGAUACUAGGAUAUUAUUUGUGGAUGGCUCUGAAUAUAGUCUCUAUAAGGAAUUAUUCAAAUCUUGCAAAUCUAACUUCGGGUUAUUGCUAAUUAACAAUACCAAAGCUAAACAUGCUAUGAGUCCAAUAAAUGAAAAUGAGCCAAGCAAUGUCAAAGCUUCCAAUUAUCUUGAACAGUCCAAAUCUUUAUUCGGUCUUAAAUCUGUUAAUUUAGUAUUAAGUCAUGAUAACUUGAUUAGUAGUAGUGAUUUACUAGCCUUGAAUAUUAUUUACAAGCUUUCCUUUAACAUUUCCCAUAUUAAUAUUUUCAUCAAAGCUUCGUCGUCAAAAUCAGUAUCUAAUACCUCAACAAUGAGUUCGUUUGAAAAAGAAAUUGAAUCUUUACUUUUAACGAGAAAUCCUACGAUUAAUUUGUCAAUUUUUAAGAUUAAAGAAUCAGUGAAUUUUGUGGAUGAGUUGAUUAGGAUUUCACCUAAUUUGUUAGGUGAAACAUUCGUUAUGGCUAAUAACCUUCCUCAAAAUAGUAAUCUUAUGUUUGACAGUGAAGUCAGCGAAUUAAUUGCUACUGGUAUUACUGAAGGUUUCAACAUAUUGGCUGUGAAAACAGCUUCUUCUAAUUGA
Molecule: messenger RNA, 2584 nt
Organism: Hyphopichia burtonii NRRL Y-1933
Lineage: Eukaryota; Fungi; Ascomycota; Pichiomycetes; Serinales; Debaryomycetaceae
Product: K(+)/H(+) antiporter
Exons: 2
Coding region: 125-2584 (819 amino acids)
Biological process (GO): proton transmembrane transport
Cellular component (GO): membrane
Molecular function (GO): antiporter activity
Source: RefSeq, a predicted model, not a curated record